AAAGCUGUAUUCGACGCCCCAUACAGUUGUUUUAUUAGGUUAUUACCAGCAAGGUUUUUAUUUUCGCUCGUGCUGUUUGAAUAUUUUCGGAUAAAAUGAUUUGUGAAAAGUAUUUCUCUAAAUUUUUUGAAUCGAUCAAGCCUCGUAGAAAAAAUAAACAACCCAACCCGAAAUCAGAUUGUUUGCCAACUAAAAUCCAACACCAUACAGCGCCUGAGAUUCAUAAAGUCAACUUUACUUGGACAAUAGACGAAUUAGAGUUUCAGAUAACGAAAAAGGAGUUCCUAAAAUCGUGCAAAUUUUCAGCCAUCACAAACGACGAAUGUAAAUGGCGUUUGCUCUGUUUGCCCUAUAAUGAAGUUUAUAGGCCUAACAGCGACGAUCUCGUGUCAAUCACUUUAUGCCUACUUUUUAUUCCGGCUCGUGCAGAUGCUAAAGCAAUCGUAAAAAGUGAUAUUUGUUUUCUGAAUAGUCAACAGAAAGAAAUACUUCGUACAACAAUGCCAAUCCAUCAACAUGAUCCUGACUUUGCAUACUGGGAAUAUAUUACUGUAAAAAGAAAACAUAUUUUACCCGGCAACAAAUUAACCAUUCGAUUCAACUUGACAUACACAAAUAUUGAAAGCUCUGAUUCUAAUGAAAACAAUACACCAACAUCGACAGCAACAGUAUCUGCACCACCACUUCAACUCCAAAUUCCCAAAAGCGAACAUUUAGAAAAGUUCGCCAAACUGUACAGAAAGGACGAAUUUAAGGACGUGUUAAUUUCAGUCAACGUGCCGGCUGCGUUUUUCACAACGUUCCAAGAAAAUACGGUAAAUAACGAGACAGAAACUAUUAGCGAAGGAGAUGAAGCUGCUCCAUGUCUCGUAUCGGAUAUUCUUUAUAACCACGGACAACAGAUAGAAAGACAAAACGAAUGCGAUUACUGUUUAUGUGUGGACGGCGAUAUGUUCUGUUACUGGCAAUGCGCCACCAAACAACCACCCAGUACCAAUUCGCAAUCCACCUCUGAUACCACCACCGCCGUACAAGUCGCCGACGUGGAAAAUUUCACUUCCGCCCAGCUUGACAAACUCACACAAAACAAUACCGCAGUAACGACGGAGCCAGAAAUAUCAUCGUCAAAAGAUGGAUCAAACGUAACAGGCACUGCCCAAAAUAAUUCGACGACGAAACCUAAUAAUCAAACUUGUAUCGUAACAGGUACCGAGUACUCAGAAGGGGACAUCCUACCACAAGAAGAAGGCUCCUGUCUGCAAUGUGUUUGCGGUGCCGACGGUCGAGUAACGUGCUCUCCUCAGGACUGCGUUAGCCUUCAACAAGACGCUUUCAGGCACGGAUUGGAUUCCAACUCGCUGGAUAUGUUCGACGUAGAUGUGUUUUAAGCAGAAAUUCUCAACCAUUCAUACAAUACUAUAAAUAACUUUCUCGUUUUUACUUGAUUUUUUACCUGUAUAAAAAGCGGAUUGUUAAUGUUUCGGUUUGGCUUAGUAUAAAAAAUUAUUAUCUAUGUACCUAAAUGCAGUUCAUCAAAUCAAAGUGAUCUGCAACACGUCAUCGAGAAUAAAGAUUUGGCCGAGAAAAAAAGAAAACCAUUCACGCGACAUCUGAAAAAAAAAUCAUAUCCUUGUACUUCCUUUUCCCUUUUCCUCCUUUAGACUGUAACAAAGUCACUUUGGUUUUUUUAUAAAUACAUAAUAUACCUACGCACAAAAAUACAUAGACAAAAGUUCUCGUGACUUUUUUCCACAAUACCUACCUUACACUUGGACCUAUAGACACAUAGACUGAGGUAUGCUCAAACACCAUGAAAUACCUUUCUAUUUUGAAUUUUGAAUCGCUUUAUCUUCCAAUUUUAAACGAUUUUUUCGUUUCAAUUUCAUUCAUAUCGAAAUCAUAUCCGACAGUUUUUAAUAAUUCUAUCAUCGAUGUUCAAUACUUACCUUACCUAUCAUAUUGGCAAACGACAAAUCUUUCAUCAUACAUAUGUUUUGUUUUACUUUAUAAUUUUAUUUAAUCGCAUUUAAAUUUGAAUUAUUUUUCUAUAUUAAUGCGUAAGUGUAUUAUUUUAUUUUUCAUGUUCAAUAUGUUCAUUCAUUUAUGUACCUAUUCUUUACGUACAAUAAUGAUUUCAUUUCUUUUGGAAGAGUUUGUCAAAGCCUAUCGAGUUGAUUUCUCCCUUUUAAUUUUUUUCUUUCGAAAUGUGAUAUAAGUUAUAAUAAAAUGAAACUAAUUAAACAUAUUAUUUGUGUACCAAUUAGCGUGUAAUUUUUACAUAUCGCUGUGAUAUGUAUACCUUACAUAAUUUAUCACAGUUUUAGGCCGAGAAAAAAAAAGAAGAAUAUAUCUAGUCAGCUUCAGAUGAUUUUUUUGUUUUUUUCGAUUUACUUAUUACGAAAUUAUCUACGUACGAGUAUUAUUUCAUUUUGUAUUACUUGAUUACCCACAAUACUACAUAAAUAAUUCAUGAGUAUUUUUUUUUCUUUUUUUCCUAUUAUACACAAAGAUGUAAAUAUUAAGUUAUUCAAUUUACUGAUACGAGUACCCAUUUUCUUUGAUUAGAGUAGUUUGUAUAAGGGGUAAGUUUAAUAAAUUAGCGUUUUUGUUAUAGAUUCAUGUAAAACUGGUAGGUUUUAAAUUAAUAAAUAAUUUACGCAGUUGAA
Messenger RNA from Planococcus citri (citrus mealybug), 2666 nucleotides. RefSeq lists its product as uncharacterized. Gene Ontology annotation, molecular function: protein binding. The coding region runs from base 96 to 1388 and encodes 430 amino acids. The transcript has 6 exons. The record is from RefSeq and is a predicted model, not a curated record. NCBI's taxonomy places the organism in Eukaryota, Metazoa, Arthropoda, Insecta, Hemiptera, Pseudococcidae.